AUGGAGUAUGGUGAUUGGGACCAAUCUUAUAAUGAAGUUCCUAGAUGGUUACAAGCUGUCCAACAAACCAAUCCUAGGACAAUUUUUCAACUUUUCGGUCCUCUAGUUAAUGUUGAUGUUGAGGAUGGGACAUCAACAUACAUUAUGGAACGUUGUUUCUGGGCAUUUGGACCAUGCAUUGAAGGUUUUAAGUAUUGUAAACCUGUUGCUCAAGUGGAUGGAACCUUUUUAACAGACAGAUAUCAUGCCACCUUGCUAACUGCAAUUGCUCAAGAUGGAAAUAGAAACAUAUUUCCUUUGGCAUUUGCAAUAGUAGAAGCUUACGAAGUCAAACAACCUACCGUGCAAGCAAAACUUUCAGCUAUGAGGUCCCAAUUCCCACAAGCAGUAGCUUGGAUUGAUAAAAUCCCCUUACAUAAGUGGUCUCAGGCUUAUGAUAGGGGGCGCAGGUACACGCACAUGACAACAAACUUGGCGGAGUGCAUGAACUCUGUGCUUAAGGGGGCUCGGUCAUUACCUAUCUGUGCACUAAUUAAAAUUAUAUUUCAAAACAUAAAUGCUUGGUUUGUUGAACACGGCUUAAAGGCAGACUCUAUGUUAAGAGCUGGUCAUCAAUAUCCAGAAGAUGUCACUGCCUUGCUCCAACAAAAUCACCAGAAAUCUACAUAUUGUCAUGUUCAACGCUACGAUCGAGAUAAUUCAGAAUUCGAGGUGCAAGAGAUAUUGAGCCCCCAUCAAUAUCGGCCAAAACCAAUCUCAUUCACUAUCAGAUUAAAUGAUUGGUGGUGUGAUUGUGGUCACUUCCAAGCUAGUCGGUUACCCUGUCAUCACGUCAUAGCUGUUUGUUCUUUUGGUCAUAUGCCACUUUCAAAUUUUAUCGAUCCAGUUUACAGCCUUGAUUACAUAAAUAAGGCUUAUCAAGUCCAAUUCCACCCCCUGCAAAAUGAGGACUAUUGA
This is a messenger RNA of Vigna unguiculata (cowpea), 957 nucleotides long. RefSeq lists its product as uncharacterized. The record is from RefSeq and is a predicted model, not a curated record. Lineage: Eukaryota; Viridiplantae; Streptophyta; Magnoliopsida; Fabales; Fabaceae.